Messenger RNA from Boleophthalmus pectinirostris (great blue-spotted mudskipper), 594 nucleotides. RefSeq names its product sorting nexin-4-like. NCBI's taxonomy places the organism in Eukaryota, Metazoa, Chordata, Actinopteri, Gobiiformes, Gobiidae. The transcript has 4 exons. Gene Ontology annotation, biological process: protein transport. The record is from RefSeq and is a predicted model, not a curated record. Bases 241 to 552 code for a protein of 103 amino acids.
GAUUUCACAAAAAAGCCCUGCAGUUUGAACGAAGCCUUUGAUUUCAUAGUUUUGUUUCCAUUCUCGUACUUGGAAAAGUAAAAGAUGUAACUCACCAAUACUUGACUGUCUUUUUUGUCCAAUCUAAAUGUAAAAACUCACAAGAUCAUUUUUUCUCAUCUUGUGGCAGUUUUGUCUCGCGAGAUCUUGUCCCGUCGCGAGAGUUUUACGAUGUGUUUUCAUGUUUGAACAGUUUGAGUAAUGAGCGUUUUGUGCAGGAGAUUCACGGCGCUCAGACAGUACAGCGACGAACUCAACGGGGUGAUCUCGCAGCUGCUCAGAGUGCGAGCUAGAGUCGCAGACAGACUGUACGGCGUCUACAAGGUCCACGGGAAUUACGGACGUGUUUUCAGUGAGUGGAGCGCCAUAGAGAAGGAGAUGGGAGACGGUCUGCAGAGCGCGGGACACCACAUGGACACAUACGCCGCCUCCAUAGAUGAUAUUUUAGAGGAGGAGGAGCACUACGCAGACCAGCUCAAAGAGUAUUUGUACUACACCGACGCUGUGAGGUGAGUGUGUGUCUGGACUAGGGACGGGCAUUCAAUGACAUUUUUU